GUUUCUUUGAUUACAUUAAGCACUUCAAGCACCAGGCGAAGAGCAGAAACCUGCUGGCCAGGUUUGCUGGGAAGAAUGCUGCUAACAUCCUAUCCCUGGGCAACAUGGUCAUGGGAUUGUCUUCCAUCUUCUGCAGCUUCAACAGAUUGGCAUGAAAAUCCCAUUGUGCCUCUUGGCUCCUGCUCUUCAGCUUUUUGUUCGAUCUAGCAGAUGAGGCUGUGGCCAAACAACUGAACAUCUGCUGUACUCUGCGGAAGACCUGGGCCUUUGCUAACUCUACAAAGCUGGAACAAGCGGCUGGUGUCAAGCUAAAUGACUUUGCUGACUUCACUUCCUUUGGCCCUGCUUCUGAUGGUAUGGCCCCCAGUGGAGUGCUUGUCAUCUUCUAUGUGCUGGCUGUCUUCCUCUGCUUGCAUUUCUAUUCAACUGUCUGCCCCCAUGCUUUCUUCUUGCUGGCCUGCACCUUCCCCUUAUCCAAAGGCAACAAGCUCCUUCUUUGCAGCCUGGCCAUCCUGAUGAUAGGCUUCAGGCUGGACCAAUGCUUCUACCCCCAGAACAAAAUCUUGAGUCCCAGUUUUUGA
Molecule: messenger RNA, 581 nt
Organism: Vombatus ursinus (common wombat)
Lineage: Eukaryota; Metazoa; Chordata; Mammalia; Diprotodontia; Vombatidae
Gene: TMEM269
Product: transmembrane protein 269
Source: RefSeq, a predicted model, not a curated record